Molecule: messenger RNA, 387 nt
Organism: Pseudogymnoascus destructans
Lineage: Eukaryota; Fungi; Ascomycota; Leotiomycetes; Thelebolales; Thelebolaceae
Exons: 1
Coding region: 1-387 (128 amino acids)
Source: RefSeq, a predicted model, not a curated record
AUGGCACCAUCGAAGCCUUAUUAUCACGUUACACAUGACUAUCGGCCUGAGACAUCUAUAUCAUCGAAGGUUGAGAUAUGUAUACCGAAGGGACAAAGCCCACCUGAGCGUAUAGCCAUGCCUUUUGUCCCUUCAUUAAAAGAUCUCAGCGAAGGGGAUAAUGAUAAGCUGCUAUCAUUUAUCCAGUCUCUGUGUCAACACAAACAAGUUAUGGCCGAUCUCAACAAUGCAUCACUCAACCAGGAUAUCGCCGAUCUCGACGAUGCAUCACAUACGUACAGCGACGAUGGAGAUAAGGGCAACGUAACAUUCCUUUCCAUUAUAAGGAAGUGGCUGUGUUGCGUCUGUCUAAGAAGGAUGACAUCUAAGGCGUAUGUCAUGUGCUGA